This is a messenger RNA of Staurois parvus, 713 nucleotides long. NCBI's taxonomy places the organism in Eukaryota, Metazoa, Chordata, Amphibia, Anura, Ranidae. The record is from the annotation of a GenBank genome assembly.
CAGGAGUCCCUCCCCCCAGGGCAGCAACCCGUGGAUUGGGGGACCCAAGUGGAGGAGGCAGAGUCAGCGGGAGAGCUCCGUUUCGUGUCAAGGGAAGUUCCGGGGUUCCGUGAAUCAGACUUCCGGUUCACGACGGAAGAGUCAGAGGAGGAAGGAGGAAGUGACGUCGUUCCCAGGAAGCCGGCCAAGAUGGUGGAAUCCAAGCUGUCGGAUGCCGAGGUCAAAGUGAGAUGCUGGAAGGGGUGGCGGCUCUCCUUGAGGGAAAGGGUUGACUUGAUCAAGACUUUUUUGCUCCAAGUCUUUUUGUACGUCAGCUUCGUUUGCCUCUUGCCGGAAUCGCUCUAUACGAGGAUCUAUAGCUGUUUCUUCCAGAUGUUAUGGGGGAAUUGGCUGAACCUCGUCAAGAGGGACGUGACUUACUCAUCCAGGCGGGAGGGUGGCCUAGGUAUGGUCAACCCGGUGGUCUUUUUCUCUCUAAUGUUCUUGAAACAUAACUUUGGUAACAUGCUGGCAGAGAGACCGCCUGCAUGGGUAGGACUGUUCGGGAUCUGGUUUGGACCCCUUCUGCGCAGUUGGGAGAGUGGCGGGCCAGUGAGAAGCCUGCGGGUCAAGCAUGGAGGCUCCUGGGUGAGAGGAUUGUGGCAUCUGCUUUCCAUGCACCGCUGGCCUUGAGAGAUUGCCUGGGCCAUGUUAUGAGGGAGGGUUUGCGGUUG